AUGACGGAGAUCACAAUUCGUUUGGUUAGAGAAAAAGACGACCGUUUGUUCAAGGGUAUCGAAGUGGAUAGUGAGAUUAUGUAUUCUGACCUAAAAAAACGAAUUGAGACUGAGACGAAAAUGCCUGCCUGUUUUCAACAAGUAGAAUUCCGAAGUAAAACACUACCCGUUGUUGAGCGACCUGUUCAAGAUAUUAACGUUGCCGAAGAAAUUAUUGUGGUAAGUUGA
This is a messenger RNA of Caenorhabditis remanei, 228 nucleotides long. RefSeq lists its product as uncharacterized. The transcript has 2 exons. The record is from RefSeq and is a predicted model, not a curated record. Lineage: Eukaryota; Metazoa; Nematoda; Chromadorea; Rhabditida; Rhabditidae. The coding region runs from base 1 to 228 and encodes 75 amino acids.